CCGCAGAUGAAGAGGAGGCGGCGGCAGCGGUGGAAGAAGAGGCGGAGGCGGCGGGGGUAGGGAGCCUGGAAACGCGAGCGGGGAUGGUAGGUGGUUUGGACCCGCCGGGCCGCCGUCGUUUCCAGAAAGGGUUUGACUGGAGGAACCUCUGGAGCAGCUAUGCAAAAGCAAAUCUCAUCUCCAGUGAACUGUUUUUCAGUCAGUUGCUGACUACUGAAUUCCUCAGGUGACUGAAAAGUGAACAGUUGAUGUGGUAAUUGGGUGUUUGACGACUAAUCCUUUACAAUCAGGUUGGCUGGCUCCUCUGGCUGAUGGCAUGUUGAGGCACGUGGGCCAGUGGCAGGGAGGGCAUCCAAUCCAGAGGGGGCCACUCUAGAGGCCAGGCCAUCAGCACCAUGGGCCAGUGCGUCACCAAGUGCAAGAAUCCCUCAUCAACCCUGGGCAGCAAGAAUGGAGACCGUGACCCCAGCAGCAAAUCACACAGCAGGCGGGGUGCAGGCCACCGUGAGGAACAGCCACCAGCCUGUGGCAAGCCAAGUGGGGAUAUCCUUGUCAAUGGGACCAAGAAGGCAGAGGCUGCCACUGAGGCUUGCCAGCUGCCAACAUCCUCGGGAGAUGCUGGGAGGGAGCCAAAGUCAAAUGCCGAGGAGUCUUCUUUGCAGAAGUUGGAAGAACUGUUCAGGCGCUACAAGGAUGAGCGGGAGGAUGCAAUUUUGGAAGAAGGCAUGGAGCGCUUUUGCAAUGACCUGUGUGUUGACCCCACAGAAUUUCGAGUGCUGCUCUUGGCUUGGAAGUUCCAGGCUGCUACCAUGUGCAAAUUCACCAGGAAGGAGUUUUUUGAUGGUUGCAAAGCAAUAAGUGCAGACAGCAUUGAUGGGAUCUGUGCACGGUUCCCUAGCCUCUUAACAGAAGCCAAACAAGAGGAUAAAUUCAAGGAUCUCUACCGGUUUACAUUUCAGUUUGGCCUGGACUCUGAAGAAGGGCAGCGGUCACUGCAUCGGGAAAUAGCCAUUGCCCUGUGGAAACUAGUCUUUACCCAGAACAAUCCUCCAGUAUUGGACCAAUGGCUAAACUUCCUAACAGAGAACCCCUCGGGGAUCAAGGGCAUCUCCCGGGACACUUGGAACAUGUUCCUUAACUUCACUCAGGUGAUUGGCCCCGACCUCAGCAACUACAGUGAAGAUGAGGCCUGGCCAAGUCUCUUUGAUACCUUUGUGGAGUGGGAAAUGGAGCGAAGGAAAAGAGAAGGGGAAGGGAGAGGUGCAUUCAGCUCAGGGCCCGAGGGCUUGUGUCCCGAGGAGCAGACUUAGUGACUCUGUCCCAGGAGCAGCAGCAAGGAUCUGCCUGCUGCCCUGCCGCCAACUGAGGAAUUGGACCUUUCUGGAAAUUACUGAAGAUCCGGAUAUUUUCUACUUUACACCUUUCUCUGCCUUGUAUCUGAAAGGGCUCUAAAAUGCUGUAUCAUGUUUUAGGCACUUUCUUCACUUUUUGGUUAUUUUGGUUAUUUCUUUUUUGGGGGAUCCCCCAAAAUAUUUGAACCUGGCUACAUGUUGUGUAUCUUUUUUUUGAAGCCUUCAGAUAGAAUAGCCUGCCAUUUCUUGCACAAAUUAGAUUUUGGGGGGCGGGUGUAGGGUAGGGCCGGGGAGUGGGACGGUUAGGUUGAAUUAACAUUACAAAAUGAUACAGUGCCAGAUCUCAGUUUUGCAUAUUCUGUUUUUCAGGGCAGGUCUGUACUGUGUGUAGUGCUGUUUACAUGGUUGAAUUUAGGUUGUAAUAAUUAUUUUUAAAGAUUUACAGAGUUGAAUAGCAGUGUUAACUGUUAACCACAUUGCAUUAAUUCCCAGGCAAAUUAAAGCUCUUGGAGAGCAAAGGCCAGCCAAGAGCGUUUGUAGUCUGGUGACAACCCCCUUUUUAGCUAAUUUAUCCCAAACCCUUAUUUUCCUCACUUCUUGCUCAUUCCUUCUUUCACCUAUUGCAUUUCAUGUUGAGUUUAUCCAUCAACAUACUGCACCUGUCAGUCAAGUGAGCAGUUUUUUUUAGAACAUAUUAUACUGAGAACCACUUAAGCAUUGAAUGCAGAGAAAGCAGUGCUACCUCAGUUUUGCUGGAAGUAGACUUUGAUAGUUUUCUUUCUUUGAUGAGUUUUUCUGUAUUUUCAUGUUGUAAGUAGAAAUACUUUUUUUUUUUUCAUUUCCCUUGGAGCCAAAGUUUCUGUUCUUAGUGGUCGGAAAACUGUGCCUGCCGGCCAACUGACUUGAAGGAAAACUGUGGUAUGGAGCUCUGCUUGAAUUAUUUUUUUUUAAAUUUUUUUGAAUAUCAUCAGCUUACUUGUCUGGCAAGUGCAGAAGCCUGGGGCUGGCCUGAACUCUGCCAAACAAAUAUAGAAGCGUAUUUAAUAGUUAAACGUGUGCCCUUUCCCUUCUUGCUGCACCAAUGUUGUCACUUAACCCCCAGGAGUUAUUUAUUAUCUUCUUUGUUAAUGUCAGGCUCAUUUGGGGUAACGUGAUGACUGUUUAGGUUUACAUGACCCUCCUCUCCUUCCCUUACCCCCAAAUAUGUAUAUAUACAUAUAUAAGAUAUGUAUAUAUUUUACCUAUAUAAAAUAUAUAUAUACGCAUAUAUGUAUCUAUAUUCCUUUGUUUCUUUGCCUGCUAAAACUGGCCAUAAAAGAGGGAGCUGCCUUCCAUAUAUAAAAUAUAAGAAGAGUGCCAGGGAACGUCAUAAUAGAGGCUUUUGAAUCUGAAUUUGGACCAUUUUCACUAAAGAGAAAAUGAAUUUUCUUAGCCCUUUCCUCACAGGAGGGAGGAGCCCAGUUCCCCAGACUCCUCCGCAUGCUCGCUCCAUAAGGCCAGCUUUGGCCAAACUGCCAACAAGAGCUGACUCUGCUCCUGCCUCGUUUCAGUAGAGGGUCCUCUUGUUAUUUUUCCAUUAAAAAAAAAUGUCCUCAAAAAGUGUACUGGAAGGGUGGGUGGCAGGAACUUGUACAGUUCAGCUUCUGACACUUUGGAACAGAUUGAAAAGGGAAUCUUUUAAAUAAAAACUUAUAAAAAUAUUUAUAUUCUUGAGGUAAUGAGAGUUUGUCUAUUAAACAUUUGGAGUUUUCUCUCCUAACUACCCCAUCUCCCAGGUGUAUGUUUCUCAGCCUGGGCAGGAAUUGCUUAUUUUGAGUUCCUUUAUUAGCAGCUGUAAGGUUCUGGGCUCCCAUCUUUACAAAGAUGAUUAUUUAAGGAGUUUCUGCAGUCGAUAUUUUUCUAAAAUUGAGAUUGACAUAGGGAACAAGUUUGGAGUUUAAAUUUUUUUUUUUUAAUCCUAAACCUGACAGUUGCCCCUUCUAGAAGGGCGGAUGGGAAACUUUAAAAUCAGCCACAGUAGGUUAGCAAUACUGCUGGAAAGCUGAAGAGGGUCUCAGGCCAGAUGCCUGGCUUUGUUCUAGCCUAAGACAGAAGAUUGUUGUAUAGAGGGUUUCUAGGGGCCCCAGCAGAUUCUAUGGGCUCAACUGUACUUGUGGUGCCCAGACUGAGGUCUUAAAGAGACCACCUUCUCCAGCCAGUGUGCAACCCCGUUUUUCCUGAUUCUGGAUUGGGUAGAGGUUGAAUAAGGGACAAGGCAGGUAAGGCUCUUGCUGUCCCAGAUCAGAAGGGUGUAUGGAGAGAAGUGCACAAGAGGGAGGCGUGGAGGAUCCUGAGGACUCUGGCGGAACUGGAUCCCUUCCCCAGCCACAAGAAGGCAUUCCAUGCAUUAGGUGUACUAGCGGGGGUGGAUUUUGUUUUUUAAUUAACUAUUCAGCUCCGCCCCCAAAAGAGCAAUUAAAAAUUAUCUUUGGUUGUAUUUUUAAUGAUCUAUUUGUUACAAAAAUGCAAAUGAGAAGCCAGAAAAGGGAGCAUUCAGGGAGGGACUUAAAGAUUUCCUUCCAGGUUGAAUCUUUGAUGCAAGGAAUUGAAGCUUCCGCAAUAGCUCUAGGCCAAUGCUUGACUUUCUCUUGACCACAGGAAAAGUAGUUUUUCUGCAAAGGGAUCCAAGAUGGGGUGUGUGUAGGGUUUGCAGUUCUACUUGUGUUAAAUGAAAUGUCCCUGUUCCUCUUAACCUAGAAAUAGGUUUGCUGCUUAAUGAGUGCGCAGUAAUUGUGUGGAAGUGGCUAAACACAUGCCCCUCAGGUGAGCCACUGCACCCUUCACUUGAACAGUGUAACACCAGGGUGGUGUGGACAGGGGCAGGAUGUGGAUACCAUUUUGAAAAUAGGCAAAUAUCUGAGGGUGACUACAACAAACUGAAUGUGUGCUGCGAAAUUGCUUGGUUUUUGGCAAAUGGCUUUGUGAGCUUCUAUGAUGUUUCUUUAGCCAUUUAUUAGAAAGCUGUAUGAGAUGAAGUGUUGCUUUACUGAAUUGUUCUUUCCCCAUCCCUGCCUGAUUUGAAUGUAUCAUUCUUAACCCCACCUCCUGUAAUGACACUUUGCUAUGCUUCAGCUGGUUGCCUCAGCAGUUCUCUCUCAUCCUUGCCAGAUAUGCCCACAUGUGAGAGUUGGGUCCAAGACCCCAUGUAUACCCUUCUGAGAAGAAAAAUCUACAACUGGGUGAAGGUCCAAAUUUCACCUAAGCCCCCAGGCCCAAGGAAAUAUUAAACUUCCCUAAGGAAAGCACAAACUAGCCUUCUUGGAAAGGAAGAAAGGAGUAAGCCACACAGUAUUAGUCGGUCUUUCAAACAAACAGUACCGAUCUCCCAGGGGCUGGUGCCAAAAUUCAGUCCUCAGUGCUGGAGCCUGCAGGGCGUGGGACUCCAUAGUUCAUGUGAUGGCCUCAUAUACUAUACUAUGCCAAACUGUAUUAAACAAUGGUGGGAAAUUACUGGGAUAAGGACUUGGGUCUAAAAGUUUAAAAACUCAAACAGAUUUCUAUUUAGGACUGUGUUUGGUUUGCCACAUUUAAAGUGAAGUCUUCAGUGCAGUGCAGCCCAAAUUUAGACCCAAUUGUACAAUUAUAAGGGCUGGAAGGAAGCUGCUAGGUUUUUGUUUUAGUUGCCUGCUGUGCCAUUCUUGUGUCUCUAAUAUUUGGUUAGUGAUUACUUGAACAUCUUGGUAACUGACAAAGGUCUUCCGUGGGGGACUCCAGCAGUAUCUUGUUUAAACAGCUGAAAGGACUAUUGAAAGUUAUUAAAGUGUGUUAAUUGGGACUCAUUUGAGGACAUGUGAUAUUCCUCCUCCUCUUACUCCACAAUCUGUUUUCUGAAUCAUAUAGAGGGGCUUCCCACCCACCACACCCCCUCCCUUCAGAGUUUAUUCAACUAUGGUAAACUGUAACUAUAGCAUAUAUCCAGUUUAACCUGGAUUGGGACUGCAUUUUAGUGAGGAUCUGGUGGUUUUCAUUAUUGAAAGAUAAAAUUGAUGCUUGAGCACUGGUUGCAGAAGCCAAGUGGUUCAAAUAGCUUUGAGUAACCAUCAGGUUCUGUUUCUGACUGAGGUGCUGGGGCAUCACGUCCUUCCUCUUCCUCUUCUUGAAAACUCAGCCUGCUCUUACAGAUAGCUAGUACUUCUACCACCCACCUUCCCUCCCUACUACUUUCAACACAAAUCUUGGAUAUUGCCAAAGGAAGCCAUUCAGCAGCUGCUGUGGUUUUUUAUUUCCCCCCAACACACAUUUAUUCUGGGAAAAGUGUCUUCCCUCUGACCCUGGCCCCCAGCCCCGAGUGUGAGAUUAAUUGCCCUUACUUAUUGCACUAAUGAAUAUGGUUUCAAAGGGGGAAUUUGAAGCAAUAGGCAAAUGGGGCUUGGAUGAACUGGUCCUACAGAUAUCCUGCCUUAACCCGCUGAGGUGAUGAGUUCACUGCUCAUGUGACCCUCCACCUUUGUGGAUUCCUCUUGGUUUGUGACCAUCGUGUCUGUUUCUUGAAGUUGUACAAACUUGUUGACAAAAGUAAUACUUUCGUUUGUAUUCUCUGCACUGCUGCACUCUCCAAAUGGCCCCUUGAAUAUUUUUAUUACCUUGUUACACACAUUUUUGUCUUUGUCUACAUUAUUUCUUUCUUUUGAUGUUUUUUUUAUUUGAAGGUUACCUGCUGUUGGAUUUAAUAAAUUUGUUUACUUGA
This is a messenger RNA of Equus quagga, 6078 nucleotides long. It is a transcript of the gene DCUN1D3, whose product is annotated as defective in cullin neddylation 1 domain containing 3. Gene Ontology annotation, cellular component: ubiquitin ligase complex. Gene Ontology annotation, molecular function: ubiquitin conjugating enzyme binding; cullin family protein binding; ubiquitin-like protein binding. The coding region runs from base 396 to 1310 and encodes 304 amino acids. The transcript has 4 exons. Gene Ontology annotation, biological process: positive regulation of ubiquitin-protein transferase activity; protein neddylation. The record is from RefSeq and is a predicted model, not a curated record. NCBI's taxonomy places the organism in Eukaryota, Metazoa, Chordata, Mammalia, Perissodactyla, Equidae.